AUGUGGUUUCAAACCGCAGCCCCACUGGCCCGCGCGCGCGCGCUUCGUCUGGCGCCGGCUGUACAUCAACAGCAACGCACCUUUCUCAACUGGAUUAAGCGCCAGUUCCAACUGUCCCAGCUCCGUUCCCAAUGGGGCUUCAAGGAGGAGGAAUUCACAAAGGAUGCUGCCGCCGCCUACCAGGCCGUCUUGGACACGGUCAAUGCCCGUGACGUAUCGGGCCUGCGCGCCAUGCGCCGGGCCAUCCACCCCACUGUCAUGCAGAAACUGGAAAAAUUCAUGAAGACAAACACGCAACAUGUGGACAUGGAAGUUUACGAUGCAAAGAUGGAGGGUCUCGUGGGCCGCAUGAAGGAGGACCCCCAGAAUCAAGAAUCCACGGCCUAUGUUAUUAUGAUUAUGAAGGCGCGUCUGCGCACCACGGUUUUGGGACAUUGGACCCCUGAGGAGCUGCACCGCUUAACCACUAGCCCAGACCCUGGCACCAAGUCCACAGAGGCAGAGACUGACGCCAAGCCAGCCACAGGCCCUAGUCAACCAGCUCACAGCGAAGACCUACCCGACCGCGUUGUCGAGAGCCAUUGCAUGUUUGUGUUUGAGUCGCCUGUCGUGCGCCUGCAGACCGACUACCGAUACUCCCCAGACCUUGUGCCAGAACCCGACUGGCAGCUGGUUGUUAUUAGCGACCCUGUACCAUCUGGAGACGCACACUACAGCAUCACCGUCUUUGACGACCCCAACCAAGCGCAUGACCGUGAUGAUAAAGAGGUUGGCCAACGGCGUACGACACAGCAUACCCGCGACUACGAUCGUCCGCGCGCUCAAAAUGGCGACGAAGAACACGAUCAACGCCAUCAUAACGAUGACCGUGGUGCCCAAAAUGAAGCAUCAUCAGCACGUGGCCGCGCCAGGAGCCGCGCUCGCAGCCACGAAGCGCGCCAGCCCCGGCGCCGGGGACGUCGCAACAACUAA
This is a messenger RNA of Monosiga brevicollis MX1, 972 nucleotides long. RefSeq lists its product as uncharacterized. The transcript has 3 exons. Bases 1 to 972 code for a protein of 323 amino acids. NCBI's taxonomy places the organism in Eukaryota, Choanoflagellata, Craspedida, Salpingoecidae. The record is from RefSeq and is a predicted model, not a curated record.